Microbotryum saponariae is the source of this 691-nucleotide messenger RNA. The record is from the annotation of a GenBank genome assembly. NCBI's taxonomy places the organism in Eukaryota, Fungi, Basidiomycota, Microbotryomycetes, Microbotryales, Microbotryaceae.
AUGAGAAGGAAGCUAAGAAAUGGAAAGGUGGCCCGCGCUGGGAUAUGCCCAGGCGCGGGCGAAAUCGCUGGAGCGCUGAGGCAGUCGCGCGCGGCUAAGUCCCCACUGCAAGGGCGGGCUAGCGGCGCGCGCCCGAAAACCGCCGGCGCCGGCGCGCUGAGGCACUCGCGCGCGCCUAAGUCCCCACCACAGGGGCCAGGCUAGCAGGCGCGCGCAACGACCGAGGCGCCCCUGUCGAGCUGAGAGUGGACUCUUCACAACUAUCAAUGAUGUUCUCGCCACACUCCUCCUUGCAAUCGCCCACCCGUCCCUCGAGAGCUUCAAGGUGUCGUUCACCGAUGAACAGCACACGCAACGAACUCUCCCCGACAUUGAUUCGCUUGCCGACCGUAUGCGAGUCCAACUUCGGUCAACGAACAUUCCCAGCACUCAAUCGGCCCUUCUUGCCUCGUCGUCGUCACGUUCUACUCGUCCCAAGUGUCUCGCCUGUCGCAGCCCUUCGCACCGAGUCGCGGAGUGCCCUACGAGGGCGCAACACCCGCCGCCAGGACCCUGUCGCUCCUGCAAGAAGAAGGAUCACUGGUCUCUCGACUGCAAGAAGGCGCUCGAGGACGGCAAAAAGCCCGACACCGCUGACUCGACCGUCGACUCGCAACACCAUGUCGGAUGUCUCGCCACCGGUCUUCUCUGA